UAUCUGCAUUGAGCAUAGCCAUAGAUAACACUUUUGCAAAGAAGCUAUCAAAAAUGUUGGAGAUUAUAACUGUGAUUUUUAUUUUGGUACUGUGUAUAUAUCACUACCGGAAGGAAUUAAAAAGCGAUUUUCCUGGCCCACCAGGCAUACCCUUCGUUGGCGUCGCAUUUCAGGUCGACUUGAAUCGGCCUCAUUUGAAGCUGUAUGAAUGGACAUCGAUUUACGGAGAGGCUUUUCAGUUUUCAGCAUUUGGCAAAUCGUACAUUUCACUCAACUCAGCCGAUGCCAUACGAAAUGUCUUAGGAUGCGAACCAAACGCAACAACCGUGGCAUCCCGAGAACCGUCGUUUUUCGGGGAGUAUUGCCUUGAGAAUUAUUCCGACAUUGUAUUUUCACCUUACAGCAAAGAGUGGUCCAGUAGACGUAAGAUUGGCCACCAACUUUUACAUACAUAUGGAGAUGGGGUGCACUUGCUGGAGGACGAAAUUCUACAGAAACUUAAAUAUGUCAAACAAUAUAUCAAAGAUAAUAAUGAGAAGAACAUCGACCCACACGAUAUGGUGGAAGAGUUCUUAUGUAAAAACUUGGCCUCUCUGAUUGCUGGAACUACCGAUCAACAACUGCAACAACUGAUGAAAGAUAUGGAUCACAUUGCCAACGACAUUGCAGGACCCUUAGUUGAUAACAUGUUUAAGACAUUUCCUUUCCUGAGGUUUCUACCCUUUUCUAUCACCAAGAAACCUUUCCUUGUAAAAUCCAUGUUAGAAGAUCUAAUUAAGAGAAUAAAGAAAAUAACGGAAGAGCAAAACAUUGAAAAGGGUAUGUACCACGAAUUGAAAAAUGCAGUGGAGGCACAUGCUCAACACCUUACAGACAAUGAAAUAAAGUGCAUUAUCUCUGAUAUGGUUGGAGCAGGUUUUCUAACAACCAGAGGCACCUUAAUGUCGCUUAUUCACCUUUUGGUGGAUUAUCCGGAGAUCCAGAAUAAAAUACAAAAUGAAAUUGAUGACAUAAUUGGCGAAAGAGAGGCGCACAUCAACGACCGAUCUUCAUGUCCCUUCACAGAGGCAGUGAUCCUAGAAACACUACGUUACAUAUCCCACGUCCCUUUGUCUAUCCUUCAUUACACACUUGAGGACUGUACCAUCAGGGGCCAUUUGGUUCCAAAAGGAACACGAAUACUUACAAAUUUGUGGACUGUUCAUCAUAGCGAUGAAUGGGAUGAUCCAUUCGUCUUCAGACCUGCGCGGUUCCUUGACGAUUCUGGAUUACUUUUACCAGCAACACACCAAACUAGAAAAAGGCUGUUGGUUUUUGGGUUUGGCAAACGGUCAUGCAUCGGGGAAGUGUUCGCCAAAAACCGCAUAUUCCUGUUCCUAGCAACACUGAUGCAGACUUGUACUGUGACAAAGCCGUCUGGUCAAUCUACAAGUAACCUUGACCCCCGAACAAUGAUGCCUGGCAUCGUACUCCAGCCUCAGCAUUACCAAGUACAAUUCAAAGCACGAGAAAUUUCAUGCAAUCAAUGAGCGUGCCAGGGCACAUGUAAAAAGCAUCGAUGUACACAAAGACAAUGAGAAAUUUUUGAACGUCAAUAAAUGAAUGUUGAAUACAUGGUAUGUCUAAUUAGGACCAAGUAAAUGACAUUUUUCAUAAACAUUUAACAAUGAAAUUUAAUACAAAUACGUCGCUUCGUGUAUAUGGCAUGUCAAACGUUGCAAUAUUCGGUCUUUUCCAUUUGUAUUGUAUAAUUUUCCAUUUGGAUUCUAUAAUUUUCUAUUUGGAUUGUAUAAUGCUUAUUUGUAUUCUAUAUUUUCCAUUUGUAUUGUAAAAAAAAUCAUUUGUAUUGUAUAAUUUUUCAUUUGUAUUCUAUAUUUUCCAUUUGCAUUGUAUAAUUUCUUAUUUGUAUUGUAUAAUGCUUUUACUGAUCUCGUAAAUUUUGUCUACAAGUAACCUUGUUGACCUAAAAAAUGGCCUGUGAGCUAUGCAGUAUUGCGUUCGAAGAUCUUGUUAUUGAUCUCGACACAAAAGAGUUGAUGACUGAAUACCCGUUAUCAUGUUUUGUCACCAAAUUCAAGCCACGUACUGGUAAGGCUAAACUGUUGUUAUUUGAAGAUGUAAACCAGACUCUCUAUGAAAAGAGUGCAAGAAUGGUAUGUUUUUACACAUCUGAGAACAGGUUAUUUACAUGGAUUAAAGCAUUAUCCAUUUUAUAUUAUGAUAACAUUGGAAAGAGACCCGGGUUAAAAGUAACAUGGACCGACACCCCAAAGAACUGGGCGGAUCCAACAAAUACUGGAAAUGCUAUCGUGAGACAGAUUUUCAGCGAAAACAAACCACAUGCGAAUAACCUUGUUUUCAACGUAACAGUCUUCAUUACAACUGGUACCAUAAGGGUACAGGGAAUACAUUAUGACAAGUUUACAAAACACCAUUUCCCGAUCCUGCUUAGAUUAGUUGACUUGACAAGCCAGUUGGAGCUGUUCCCUUAGUUUUAUUAUUAGGAACUUCAAAUACUAAUGAUAUCAAGGAGGAGAAACUGACUCCUGCUGCAACUGUAAAUAAAUUUACCACAUACACCAUUACAGAGGCACAAACAUUUCUUCAAAAGUGUGAACAACAGUACGAUGCUAUCAUUUUACACAUAUUGACUAAUGUUGUUAAAGGAGAUGAUCCUAAUGAAUGUAGCACAAAUAUUGAUGAAGUCAUCAAAUACAUCAGACAAAGAUGGCUGUCUACCAAAAUAAUAGUAUCUUUAACGACCCCAAGAGUUGACACGCACAAAAAUUGUGCAGAAAUGGUCAAUGCGAUCACUAAACAACGGAUUCUAUAGGAGAAUGAUGAAGCCAUUACUUUUGUCGAGCAUCAUAAUAUGUUCAUUGAUUCCGGCCCAAACACUUCACUACUUAACAAAGAUGGAUAUCAUCUCAACACCAAAGGGGUAUCCAAACUGGCAGCCAAUUUUCGAUAUGCGUUGCAUAGGUCCCUAAAGCUAAAUGAUUGUGGAACGUCGCUCCAGAAGCAACUCACAACGUCGAUCACGUGGACAAGAAUUUGUUGGACGAUCCAGAUACAACAAACGUGACUGAAGUUUCCUCUGACUGGAAAUCCUUUUUGUAGAUCUUUAUUUUCUUUUUAUAUAAUAUAGACAUAGAAAAUGUCUUAAUUAUAGUGAAGGUUAAGAAUUAUAUAAUUCUCAUUUAAUGGUCAACAUGGUAUACUAUAUGUUUAAUAUUUAGUAAUUUUGCUAAAAGAAUGAAGAGUUUAAAAUUUGGCCUACUCAAUGUUGGUGGCCUAAUAUAUAAGGGAGAAAACAAAUUUAAUGAACCCUCAUUUGUUAAACAGUUGAAAAAGUAUAUUUUCUUUUUUGUGGAAACUCAUAUAGGACAUGAUUUUAUUGUUCCAAAUAUUGAGCCCUUUUAUUGUCAUACUAUAUGCAGACCAAUAUCUAAUAAUAAUAGAUACUUUGGAGGAUUGGCAAUAUUUUGUAACAAAUAUAUCAAACAACAUGUGAAAAUUUUAACAAACAACAACAAAGAUUUCAAUGGUUAAAAUUUGAAAAGGAUUACUUUGGAUUUAAAAAUGAUUUAUACUUGUGUGUUAUAUAUAUUCCACCAUUAAUGUCCUCAUAUAAUAAAGCUCUACAGGUAGAUAUUUUGGAUUGCAUUGAAAAAGAUGUUAAUAGAUACUCAAAGUUUGGA
This is a messenger RNA of Saccostrea echinata, 3701 nucleotides long. Its product is annotated as cytochrome P450 1A2-like. Lineage: Eukaryota; Metazoa; Mollusca; Bivalvia; Ostreida; Ostreidae. Gene Ontology annotation, biological process: hormone biosynthetic process; progesterone metabolic process. Gene Ontology annotation, molecular function: iron ion binding; heme binding; steroid 17-alpha-monooxygenase activity. The coding region runs from base 54 to 1529 and encodes 491 amino acids. The transcript has 6 exons. The record is from RefSeq and is a predicted model, not a curated record.